AUGGGAAGCAGGUGCCUUCCCCUGCUCUCAGGUCUCGGUGUCUUGCUGGCUCUGUCAGAAUCAGAAGCCAAGAAUUCUGAAGCUUUCUGUCCUGCAUGUCCCGAAGAUGCUAGCUGCUACAACAGAACGCUGUGUGCUUGUAAAGAUGGAUUCCCCUAUGGUUUUGAUAAGACAUACUCGUUUGGGUCAUUUGAGAAAUGUGAAGCAUCCUGUGGAUGCCCUGAAAUAGCCAGAUGCCACAACAAGACCCACUGUGCUUGUGAAAAUGGAUUCCGACCUAUCUUUAUGAGAAGAUACACCAUCAAGUUCCAUGGGAAUUGUGAAGACCUCGGUAAUGAGAAGGAAGAAUUAUCGGUGGAUAUUUUGGAAAAUUUGAAGGAAAAAGAAGAAGAAAAGGACUUCGGAACAAAGGCCACCCAGCUCACUCAGCCUGCCGACUCUUCCAGAAGGAAUGUGAAUUUCACUUCUCCAGGAAAGGGCGAAAAUUCUGGGUUUGGUAGAGAGAACGAUGGUGGAACUACCUGGUCAGGAGUGAACAUUUGGAGAAAUAUGAGGAAUAAUGGAAAUAAAAGGUACAUUGCAAGAAAGGCUACCCAGCAACUUCAGCAUGUGCAACUGACCAUAUGGAAUGCGAGUUUUGCUACUCCGGGGAAAGGUGAAAAUUCUGAGUUUGAUAUAGUCUAUGAAACCAAGAAGUGCACUGAGACAAGUGAAAAUGCUCUUCUGGAAGCUGGAAAUAACACAAUGGAUAUCUACUGCAUGGAUGCUUUCAGAGGAACCACAAGAGGUGAAGGUACAGUUUCAUUUAUCGCUUACCGAUCUGUUGGGGAAAUUCUGAAUGGAUCCUUUUUUAGCAAUAGCAGUGAGAUGCAGAGAGUGAAACUGAACUCUCGUGUUGUGAGUUGCACCAUUGGUUUGGAGGAAAAAGUUUACCUGUCUAAACCUGUGUUCCUGACUUUGCAGCAUAUUCAGCCUGGUGGUGCAAACACAAGACAUUUCUGUGUCUCCUGGGAAGGAUCGGAGGAGGCGGGAAGCUGGUCAACAGAGGGCUGCUCUCACGUGCACAGCAACGAUUCUUACACCACGUGCAAGUGCUUCCACCUGUCCAGCUUUGCUGUCCUCAUGGCUUUUACUACCAAGGAUUAUCAUGUACUGACUGUGAUCACCUACGUGGGGCUGAGUCUCUCUCUGCUGUGCCUCUUCCUGGCAACCAUCACCUUCCUUUUCUGCCGGCCCAUCCAGAACACGAGCACCUCCCUGCACCUGCAGCUCUCCAUCUGUCUCUUCCUGGCCCACUUCCUCUUCCUCACGGGCAUCAACAGAACUAAGCCUGAGGUGCUGUGCUCCCUCAUCGCAGGGGGGUUGCAUUACUUGUACUUGGCCUCCUUCACCUGGAUGCUUCUGGAAGGGCUGCACCUCUUCCUCACUGUCAGGAACCUCGCGGUGGCCAAUUACACCAGCACAGGCAGAUUUAAGAAGAGCUUCGUGUACCUUGUAGGCUACGGGACUCCAGCUGUGAUUGUGGCUGUGUCUGCCAUAGUUGGACACAAGCAUUACGGAACAGAUACUCACUGCUGGCUCAAGCCUGAUGAAGGAUUCAUCUGGAGCUUCCUGGGGCCAGUGGCAGUCAUGAUCUUGAUCAACUUGAUCCUCCUAAGUUGGACAUUGUGGAUCCUGAGGCAGAGGCUUUGCAGCGUCAAUGACGAAGUCUCGAAGCUCAAAGACACCAGGUUACUGACCUUCAAGGCCUUUGCCCAGCUCUUCAUCUUGGGUUGCUCCUGGGUGUUGGGCAUUUUUCAGAUUGGACCCCUGGCAGGUGUAAUGGCCUAUCUGUUCACAACCAUCAACAGCCUGCAGGGGGCCUUUAUCUUCCUCGUGCACUGUCUGUUCAACCACCAGGUACGAGAAGAAUACAGGAGAUGGAUCACCAUAAAGACCAAACCCCGCUCCCAGUCCCAGACCUCGGAGAUCUUCCUGUCGUCCAUGCCGUCCACUUCCAAAACGCUUAAUGUGGAAAUGCAGGAUCCUGCCAGCCCCAUAACUCUCUGGGCAAUUCAGAGCAUGGAUGGCUGUCUUCCCGUGGUUUCAUUCACCACUGAGAAACAGAGGUCCUGUUCUAAAUGA
Cynocephalus volans (Philippine flying lemur) is the source of this 2124-nucleotide messenger RNA. RefSeq names its product putative adhesion G protein-coupled receptor E4P. Gene Ontology annotation, molecular function: G protein-coupled receptor activity. The record is from RefSeq and is a predicted model, not a curated record. Lineage: Eukaryota; Metazoa; Chordata; Mammalia; Dermoptera; Cynocephalidae. Gene Ontology annotation, cellular component: plasma membrane. The coding region runs from base 1 to 2124 and encodes 707 amino acids. Gene Ontology annotation, biological process: adenylate cyclase-activating G protein-coupled receptor signaling pathway; cell surface receptor signaling pathway. The transcript is spliced from 18 exons.